This is a messenger RNA of Pseudocercospora fijiensis CIRAD86, 2883 nucleotides long. RefSeq lists its product as uncharacterized. Bases 1 to 2883 code for a protein of 960 amino acids. Lineage: Eukaryota; Fungi; Ascomycota; Dothideomycetes; Mycosphaerellales; Mycosphaerellaceae. The transcript has 32 exons. The record is from RefSeq and is a predicted model, not a curated record.
AUGGCUCCCAUACCUAUAGCGCGGCAUACUAAAAAAAUAUUAAGGUUUGGACGGAGGCACAACAUAGCUUCCAGAGCUAUUUUGAAUCAAAAUUCGUACGGUACUUCCAGAGCUAUUUUGAAUCAAAAGUCGUACGGUAGUUGUAAGAACAAGGUCGUACGGCAGUUUCAAGAACAAGGUACAACACCAAGACCAUUAGGAAGCAUGAAAAUUCACAUACCGCGACUAGCGACUCUCUUGGACGGUAAGGCCCUAUGCAUUCGUUUGAUCUCUGCGCACUACUAUGGAGUCACAUUAUGCACAUGGCUGAAGUAUAAAGCACGCCGCCACGCGCCCUUCAAUCAUUCGUCAAGCAUACCUUUCUGGAUUAGACUCAGCCUCCGAAGCACCUAUCUCUAUAUCUCCAAUCCUACUAGAAAAAUGAAGCUUGCCAUCUUCCUGCUAAGCACUUUGUGCUAUCUGCAAUGCGACGCGGCUACUGCUGCCAAUGACUUGUGCAGUGGACCUAGCGGGCCUGAGCUCCUCAACUAUCCCCGACGUCAGCAACUACAUACUCCACCGCCUACACUAAAUGAUGGUGCAGACCCUCUGCGAGCGAUCCCACCGAUUGCACUCUUCGGUAAUGCUAAUGUCCAGGCUCGGCUUUAUCGCGUCCGCAACGACUUGAUAGGAGCUGGACCUCUGUUCUCUACCCGUCUUCUUAUUACCAACAAUUCGGGAACGGCCGUCAACUUUCGAGUAGUUCGUGUUGUCAAUGGAAACGCUCAAUGUCUUGGCUCGGCACGCUGGUCGGUUGGCAGUCAACAAUGGACCAUCGAUAACAACGGUGGCUCUCAAGUGUUUGUUGAUACAUUGAGAGCGGAGAAACCCCAGGGUGUGACUGUUGCCGGUGCCAAAGCUGUUUUUGUUUAUGUCUUUGAUGCAUCGAUUGAGCCCCAAACUCGGUCUUUUGAUGGAACAUUGCUUGCCUCAUUACUAGCUUAUAAGUUUACGACUCAGCGCAAAGAAGACACAUUCCAGCGUAGUGGUAGGUGUAACCGGAUGACGGCACCGGAUUGCUGUUUCCAUCCGCAGAGAAUGGUCAGACCCCCAGAAACCAGUCUACCCGGUAGCGCCCAACGAACACAACCACCUCCCUGCCGAACUCUGCCUCGCAAUGUCUUGAGUGUGAAUCAGAAGGGUUUUAUCGACACCUGUCCUUUCUGUAUAUGCCUUUUAGACCCCCUGGUAUCCGCAGCAAACCUACCACCUUUCAUCUACCUUUACGCGGCAGUUGAUGUUUUUGCCCACCCGCCUACGCCUCUGAAAAAGGGGUACAAAGAGGCGUUGGUUCCAAAUAUUCUAGAUAGAAUGCUCCUACUGCCAAGGAAGCGAAUUGAACACUUAUCAGUUCAAUAUCUUACGAGCGAAGGAAGCACAGACGUCAGUCUAUUAAAAAAUUUCUCAUCUGAUCCUCGUGUUGACAACCUCUGCACAGACUACAAGUGCCUGGUAUCCAGGCAAGAGCCUAGACGUCGGUCUACUAUGAUAGCAGCAUUACUUAAAGCUCGCCACCUCUGCAUCAUCGGCUGCAGCCUCCAUUGUUCCCCAAAGCACACAGUCCCCCUACUUCCUCAUCACCAUGCAGCCCAAGCCAUUAACCAUUCUGAGUUAUACCUCCUUUCUGUACAUACCACCUCUCCUCUCCAUGAUAAGACGCUGACAGUCUCCCUAGGUGUAUGCUCACCAGCGUCUCAGGCACCGCAAUCGCUUUGUCUAAUGACAACAUGCCGCCCCAGCCUAAACCACAUGGCACUCAUGAUGUAUGGCAUCGCCCAGUCGGCACAGACAAGGCCGAGGAUGGUUGAUGGCAAAUACGAGACAUGGCUUACGCAAGAAACUUGUACUGCUAACGGGUUCAAUUAUCACGAAGAGGGCCAUUGCUGGAAUAACGAUCAACAGUACAUGAACUUCGAUCAGUUCAACAAGGACUGCCAAGUGCAUGCGCACAACGGCUGGACGGAACCUGUCUGGCAUCUCAUUGGUGGAUGGAGAAACGAGGUUGUGAAAAGAGAUUCAGGCGUCGUACCUUCGAGGCUGGAUGCCUUAUUCCAGCCUCUAAGAUCGCAGCAGACGGCCUGUUUUCGCUGCUUUAAGCUUAUGUCGCAAUCUGCAAUCUUUGCUACUUAUUCGAAGGCAAAUUUACUAUGGAUGCACGUAAUUUUGCUUUUUUCGGCUAAUAAGAGCGCUGAGACGCAAGGUCCCAUCAUCGUGUUCAACGUGCAACGAGAGAAUGGAGCGUUGGUCGAGGCGAGCGAUGUGGUUAACCGGGCACAGAAGUCGCUGAUUCACCUUGGGAGCGUAAAUUUGCCCUGGCCCAUCAAGGGAGAGUGGGAGAAUGGUCUCGCUACAGUCCCAACCAGCUAUGCUCAUUGUACCGAAACUCUGAUCACAUGCUUGCAAGUAUGCAUUGAUGCCGGCAAGGGCGAGUGGGAGCUCUGUAGGCUUCUGCGUUUCUUAAAGGUCGCAUACCUUUCGAGCGAUCGGCGUGUCAGCGAUACUUAUCUUUACGCUUGCGCCGGGGAUGAAACAACAAGUCGGCCAGAGCCUCUUACCAGCAUGUCCCUCCGUGCGAAGGCGUUUCGGGAAUUAGGAUGGUGGGAUGACGCAGCGGAACUAGAGACGAAAGCGAUCGCCAUCCGCUCACAAUUUCUAAUUCUGCUUGGUACAAGACUAUCUCGAACGUACUAUGUGAAGCAGGUCUAUGGAAGUUGUUAUGUUGACAUUCGGAUCGUAUUCUAUCAGACGCGGCGAUCUUUCGCCAACGAUACUGAACAGCGCUCGCUCGUCAACCACGUGGAUCCUGGUUGCAGUAGUGGCAUUUCAGUCGCCCCAGGAGUGUAG